This is a messenger RNA of Peromyscus maniculatus bairdii (prairie deer mouse), 567 nucleotides long. The record is from RefSeq and is a predicted model, not a curated record. Lineage: Eukaryota; Metazoa; Chordata; Mammalia; Rodentia; Cricetidae.
UUCCCUGAAAUUAUCCCUCCUCCAGUCCAGAUGCACCCUCCAGCCCUCAAUAUAACCAAGGAUGGAGACAGCUACAACCUGCGGUGGGAAACUAAGAAAAUGCCUUUCUCUCACAUCAAGUACGAAUUCCAGGUCCAGUACACAGAUAACCCGGACAACUGGGAGGACAGCAAGACAGAGAUCCUAGAUCGUGCCCAUAGCAUGGCCCUGCCACAGCUGCAGCCCUCCACCACAUACCGGGCCAGGGUGAGGGUCAAGCCCCUCCCCGACUACUAUGGGAUCUGGAGUCAGUGGAGCGAAGUGCAAACCUGGACCACUGACUGGGUGAUGCCCAUGUGGGGGACAGUCCUCAGCCUGAUCUUCCUCAUCCUCUUCCUGCUCCUGGCCCUCCGCUUUGGCUGUGUCUAUGGGUGCAGGAUGUACAGGAAGUGGAAGGAGAAAAUCCCCAACCCCAGCAAGAGCCUCCUGUUCCAGGUAAGAAGGCAGACCCUGCUGAGUCUUGCCUUCUCAGGAUGGAAACGCUGUCCCCAGACCAGUAUCAUCAGCAUCAGUGGGGACAGACACUAA